UAGGACUGUACUGGUUCUGAGAUUCUGCGCCAGCCUCAUGGAAAUGAAGCUGCCAGGCCAGGAGGGGUUUGAAGCUUCCAGUACUCCUACAAAUGUUUCUGCAGGGGAGCUGGACAGCGACCUUGGUCCCGGCCCCGGCCAUAGCCCUGAUGGCCCCUCAGCCACAGAGAGCAAGGAACUGGGCGUACCCAAAGACCCUCUGCUCUUCAUUCAGCUGAAUGAGCUACUGGGCUGGCCCCAGGCACUGGAGUGGAGAGAGACAGGCAGCUCCUCUCCAUCCCGGCUCCUGGACAUGGGAGAAAUGCCCCCAAUAACACUGUCUACCCACCUCCAUUGCAGGUGGGUACUGUUUGAGGAGAAGUUGGAAAUGGCUGCAGGCCGGUGGAGUGCCCCCCACGUGCCCACCCUGGCACUACCCAGCCUCCAGAAGCUCCGCAGCCUGCUGGCCGAGGGUCUUGUACUGCUGGACUGUCCAGCUCAGAGCCUCCUGGAGCUUGUAGAGCAGGUGACCAGGGUGGAGUCACUGAGCCCAGAGCUGAGAGGACAGUUGCAGGCCUUGCUGCUGCAGAGACCCCAGCACUACAAGACCACAGGCACCAGGCCCUGCUGGGGCUCUACUCAUUCAAGAAAGGCUUCUGACGAUGAGGAAGCCCCCCUGAGGGAACAGCGUCAGAACCCUCUGAGACAGAAGCUGCCUCCAGGGGCUGAGGCAGGGACUGUGCUGUCAGGGGAGCUGGGCUUCCUGGCGCAGCCACUGGGAGCCUUUGUUCGACUGCGGGACCCUGUGGUACUGGGGUCCCUUACUGAGGUGUCCCUCCCAAGCAGGUUUUUCUGCCUUCUCCUGGGCCCCCCUAUGCUGGGCAAAGGCUACCAUGAGAUGGCCCGGGCAGCAGCUGUCCUCCUCAGUGACCCGCAAUUCCAGUGGUCAGUUCGUCGGGCCAGCAACCUUCAUGACGUUCUGGCAGCCCUAGAUGCUUUCCUAGAGGAGGUGACGGUGCUUCCCCCAGGUCGGUGGGACCCAACAGCCCGGAUUCCCCCGCCCAAAUGUCUGCCAUCUCAGCACAAAAGGCUUCCCUCGCAACAGCGGGAGAUCAAAGGUCCCGCAGUCCCGUGCCUGACCUCGGCUGAGGACAGGCACCGCCAUGACCCGCACACCCCCAGCCCUGAGUUGCAGCGGACUGGCAGGCUGUUUGGGGGACUUUUUCAGGACGUGCGCAGGAAGGCUCCGUGGUACCCCAGCGAUUUCUUGGACGCCCUGCAUCUCCAGUGCUUCUCGGCUGUACUCUACAUUUACCUGGCCACUGUCACUAAUGCCAUCACUUUUGGGGGUCUGCUGGGAGACGCCACUGAUGGUGCCCAGGGAGUGAUGGAAAGUUUCCUGGGCACAGCAGUGGCUGGAGCUGCCUUCUGCCUGAUGGCAGGCCAGCCCCUCACCAUCCUGAGCAGCACUGGGCCAGUGCUGGUCUUUGAGCGCCUGCUCUUCUCUUUCAGCAGAGAUUACAGCCUGGACUACCUGCCCUUCCGCCUAUGGGUGGGCAUCUGGGUAGCUACCUUUUGCCUGGUGCUGGUGGCCACAGAGGCCAGCGUGCUGGUGCGCUACUUCACCCGCUUCACUGAGGAAGGUUUCUGUGCCCUCAUCAGCCUCAUCUUCAUUUAUGAUGCUGUGGGCAAAAUGCUGAACUUGGCCCAUACCUAUCCUAUCCAGAAGGCUGGAUCCUCUGCCUAUGGGUGCCUCUGCCAAUACCCAGGCCCAGGAGGAAAUGAGUCUCAAUGGACAAGGACAAGGCCAAAAGACAGAGAUGACAUCUUAAGCAUGGACCUAGGCCUGAUCAAUGCAUCCUUGCUGCCGCCACCUGAGUGCACACGGCAGGGAGGCCACCCUCGUGGCCCUGGCUGUCAUACAGUCCCAGAUAUUGCCUUCUUCUCCCUCCUCCUCUUCCUUACUUCCUUCUUCUUUGCUAUGGCCCUCAAGUGUAUAAAGACCAGCCGCUUCUUACCCUCUGUGGUACGCAGAGGGCUCAGUGACUUCUCCUCAGUCCUGGCCAUCCUGCUGGGCUGUGGCCUUGAUGCUUUCCUGGGCCUAGCCACACCAAAGCUCAUGGUGCCCAGAGAGUUCAAGCCCACACUCCCUGGGCGUGGCUGGCUGGUGUCACCUUUUGGAGCCAACCGCUGGUGGUGGAGUGUGGCAGCAGCCCUGCCUGCCCUGCUGCUGUCUAUCCUCAUCUUCAUGGACCAGCAGAUCACAGCAGUCAUCCUCAACCGCGUAGAAUAUAGACUGAAGAAGGGAGCUGGCUUCCACCUGGACCUCUUCUGUGUGGCUAUGCUGAUGUUACUCACAUCAGUGCUUGGACUGCCUUGGUAUGUCUCAGCCACUGUCAUCUCCCUGGCUCACAUGGACAGUCUUCGGAGAGAGAGCAGAGCCUGUGCUCCCGGGGAGCUCCCCAACUUCCUGGGUAUCAGGGAGCAGAGGCUGACAGGCCUGGUGGUGUUCAUCCUUACAGGAGUCUCCAUCUUCCUAGCACCUGUGCUCAAGUUUAUCCCAAUGCCUGUGCUCUAUGGCAUCUUCCUGUACAUGGGGGUGGCAGCACUUAGCAGCAUUCAGUUCACUAAGAGAGUAAAGCUGUUGUUGAUGCCAGCAAAACACCAGCCAGACCUGCUACUCUUACGGCAUGUGCCUCUGACCAGGGUCCACCUCUUCACAGCCAUCCAACUUGCCUGUCUGGGGCUGCUUUGGAUAAUCAAGUCCACCCCUGCAGCCAUCAUCUUCCCCCUCAUGUUGUUGGGCCUUGUGGGGGUCCGAAAGGCCCUGGAGAGGGUCUUCUCACCACAGGAACUCCUCUGGCUGGAUGAGCUGAUGCCAGAGGAGGAAAGAAGCAUCCCUGAGAAGGGGCUGGAGUCAGAGCACUCGUUCAGUGGAAAUGACAGUGAAGAUUCAGAGCUGAUGUAUCGGCCAAAGGCUCCAGAAAUCAACAUUUCUGUGAAUUAGCUGGAGUAGGAGUCUGGGAGUGGAGACCCCAGGAAACAGCAUGAGUUCACAGGAGCUUACUCACGAAGUCAGGACAUUGCUGGCCUUUGGUUUAACUUCCAGAUGCUCAGUUGGUUUGGGGCAGGACUGAAGGGCAGCUGCCAAGACCUCAGUUACCUCCUGACCUGAGGGUGGAGAGUGGCAGGAAGCAAGCCUGUUUGCUGUGCGCUUAGGAAAGGCUGGUGAGCCAGAAGGACUGAUCAGGCCCUAUACACUCUUCACUCAUUAAAAGGUCCUGAGCCACGAAAUGCUUCCCAUUUUGAACUUUCUGUCCUCACAGAUUCUCUUUUACAGAAUUUAAGGGCUAUCAGGGAACUCUUUUCAGCUUGCAAACAGAAAACGACAGUCUUUCCAGAAUAAUUAUUCUUCUGUUUGAAAUUGUUUUUUACUGGGAGGCUGAGGUGGGAGUAUUGCUUGAGCCCAGGAGUUGGAG
Cebus imitator (Panamanian white-faced capuchin) is the source of this 3458-nucleotide messenger RNA. RefSeq names its product solute carrier family 4 member 9 (gene SLC4A9). The transcript has 22 exons. The record is from RefSeq and is a predicted model, not a curated record. NCBI's taxonomy places the organism in Eukaryota, Metazoa, Chordata, Mammalia, Primates, Cebidae. The coding region runs from base 38 to 2986 and encodes 982 amino acids. Gene Ontology annotation, molecular function: monoatomic anion transmembrane transporter activity; solute:inorganic anion antiporter activity; sodium:bicarbonate symporter activity. Gene Ontology annotation, biological process: transmembrane transport; regulation of intracellular pH; bicarbonate transport. Gene Ontology annotation, cellular component: plasma membrane; basolateral plasma membrane.